UCCAUUUUGUUACUCCAUUGAAUGCAAGAAGGAUAGAAUGACAUUCGUGUUGACUGUGUCACUAAAGGAAAGCAGCCAUCACAGUUUGCUAUCACAGACUAUUUUAAACGUCUUUCUUGCAGCCGAAAGCCUAAUCUGCGCCGGAAAUGGCGACAGUUCCAAUAAUAAAGUGUACCUCGAACGAACGACUAUCCGGCACAAGAUUGAUGAACGAAAAGGAAGAUGAAAAACCGGAAAAAAAAUUGACAGUGCUGGAGUCGCAUGGUUAUGCUCUCGGGAAGACUAUAGGAGCUGGAUCAUAUGCCACAGUUAAAAUCGCGAAAUCUGAUCGCCACGAGUGCCAAGUGGCGGUGAAGAUAGUUUCGAAAUUCCAAGCGCCUGGAGAGUAUCUCACGAAAUUCCUGCCUCGUGAAAUCGAAGUGGUCAAAGGAUUAAAGCAUCCACAUCUGAUUCGCUUCCUGCAGGCCAUAGAAACCACGCAUCGAGUGUACAUUAUUAUGGAAUACGCGCAGAACGGUAGUUUGCUCGACGUCAUACGCCACGACACUUACAUCGACGAGCAGCGUAGUCGCAAGUGGUUCCGGCAACUUCUGGAAGCCAUUGAUUAUUGUCACGAUCAUGGUAUAGUGCAUAGGGACAUCAAGUGUGAGAAUCUGCUCAUGGAUUAUCACUUCAAUGUCAAAUUGUCGGACUUCGGGUUCGCGCGGGGACAAAUGAAGCCGAAGAACGGCGAGUGGCCUCUCAGUACGACCUACUGCGGAAGUUACGCUUACGCGUCGCCCGAAAUUCUGCGGGGCAUCCCGUAUCAGCCGCAGCUCUCGGAUGUAUGGUCCAUGGGUGUGGUGCUCUACGCUAUGGUUUACGGUCGGCUGCCGUUUGACGAUACAAAUCACGUGCAACUACUAAAGGGAAUAUUUGCAAUGCCAGCAACUAAGGAAUCCAAAGUGUUUGAUGAAGAUAUGGUAACAAUUCCUUCCACAAUCUUUCCAAGAAAUAAAAAAUCUAGAGCUGUCACUAUCGAUAAGACCAAUAAAACGCAAUAAGAUCAACUUAAAAUACGA
Molecule: messenger RNA, 1061 nt
Organism: Linepithema humile (Argentine ant)
Lineage: Eukaryota; Metazoa; Arthropoda; Insecta; Hymenoptera; Formicidae
Product: testis-specific serine/threonine-protein kinase 3-like
Biological process (GO): intracellular signal transduction; protein phosphorylation
Cellular component (GO): cytoplasm
Molecular function (GO): protein serine/threonine kinase activity; ATP binding
Source: RefSeq, a predicted model, not a curated record